AUGUAUUCAGCUAGCACUACACAAAGUUGGAUUGGACACGCCUAUUAUUGCUGGAGAUAUAGCGGAGUGGUGGCGAGAACAGCGCAGCAAAAGAGUGCUGCGGGUGACAUCAUCUCGGUCUAUGCAUCCUCAGGAGUCCUGCGUGAUAGAGCCUCGAAACUUGCUGUCAACGAGAAUACUCACAUUGAACAGUCAUUGAAGCCUCUCAUUACUGAGACCAUUGACCCGUUCCCAUUGCCGCCAGACUACGAAGAACGACUCCAUCCCGAUUUAUUCAAUGAAAAGGAUGGCCUUCCUUUUGCUAUGCUUGAGGUCAAGUCUCCAGAUGUUGAUGGGGAUGAUUGCGACGUAGAUGUCAGAAAGGUGUUCCUUCUGAUGCGGCUGAGUCUUAACUGUCUACUUGAAGCCGGCGUGGAGGACCCUGUCAUUCUAGGGAUGCUUGUUCAAGUAUUCUCGAUGGACAUUACCUAUAAGAGGAUCUAUGCCGGUGCCAAGUUCCAGGUCUCCAAGUUGGAUACUAAGGUCAGGAACAUUCAUGAUUAA
Messenger RNA from Linnemannia hyalina, 543 nucleotides. The record is from the annotation of a GenBank genome assembly. Lineage: Eukaryota; Fungi; Mortierellomycota; Mortierellomycetes; Mortierellales; Mortierellaceae.